AUUGUCAAUAAAAACAUGUGAAACCAAGCUUGCACCGUUGAACGGUUUCGCCAUAAUGCCGUCGGGCCGAGAGAAAUACAAGUUCAACGAAUCCAUCGCACAGAGUCACGAUCCCCACUUGGUUUCUAGCUGAAAAUGGAAGUUCCUAGAGUUGCUUUGAUAACGGGAGCGGCAUCUGGUAAAUAAACAAUCUGAUCAUUGUACUGGUCCAGAUGCUGAUGUGUGAUGGAAUAGGCAUUGGGUGUGGUACUGCGCUCGCAUUUGCUGACGCCGGCUGCCGCCGAUUGUGCCUAGGCGAUGUCAACACCAAAGGCCUCGACAAAACACGUUCAUUGAUCCAAACGUGCUAUCGAGAUGCUGACGUGCAAGUUGUGCGCGUCGACAUCUCCAACGAAGCUUCGGUAAGCGCAUUCGUUGACCAUUGUGUCCACCACCUCGGUCGAAUCGAUUAUGCUGUAUUUAGAUGACCUCCUCCCCUACCUACACCAAAUUGAUAGCACUACGUAGUUACCUGUAGGCCUAGCCUACACGUCUUAUAUAGCC
Exserohilum turcica Et28A is the source of this 543-nucleotide messenger RNA. RefSeq lists its product as uncharacterized. NCBI's taxonomy places the organism in Eukaryota, Fungi, Ascomycota, Dothideomycetes, Pleosporales, Pleosporaceae. The record is from RefSeq and is a predicted model, not a curated record. The transcript has 2 exons. The annotation marks the transcript as partial.